AUGUCUAUCGACUUGGACUGGCAUAAGCUAGACUCUACACUAGCAGAGUCCCUGAUUGGGAUGAUAAAUCGCCAGCUAGAGUCGAUACCAAGACCGUCGUUCAUAGGACCCGUGGAAGUCACCUCCUUCGAAUUCGGCUCGAACGCGCCAGACAUUGAGCUGGUAGACAUGCGCAGCAUACACCCAGACUUUCUGGAGGCUGAUGACGGGGAAGACGGAGAAGAGGCGGAGAUUAGUAUGAGGGAAGGGACAGGGGACGAGGAUGACGACUUUGAGUGGGUGUCGCGCAAAGCUGUGGCUCGAGCGGCGGAGGACGCGCCCGUGUACCAUCACCUCCCGCCACAUGUGCGCUAUGGCCGUGGUCCAACAUCUGCCACGGACAUGUUCUCGUCCACGCUGGCUCUGGCACCUUCGCGCGACAUGUGGAACGGCGCCAUGAGCAUGCCGAACCUGGCCGCCCGCUCGCCGUUCUUUGCGCCGCCAGAACACUCCUUCGCAGCGACACCGCCCAGGGCGUCUCAGCCUUCGUCCAUGCAUCGAACUCCUUCGAACGACUCUUUGGACUCCAUAGCGGCGCCUUCACCACCCGAGCCAGCACCCGAGACCUCUGCAGCGCCAAACCUUCAGAUGCACCUGCACAUCAACUGGCAUUCAAACCUUCGUAUCACCCUCACUACGUCCCUUCUCAUCAACUAUCCCUCACCAAUGUUCAUGUCUCUUCCAAUUAAGCUCUCGGUGACCGGGCUAGACUUCAAUGGCGAACUGGCUGUGGCAUAUGAAGGUGCUCGGCGGCGAGUUCACCUGUGUAUACUCGACGGCGCGGAUCCGUACGGACCUGCGGCACGAAGAGACUCGGGUAGCGCAACACCGGAGGAGGGCGAUUCACCUGUGGAGGAAGAGCCCGAGGCCCGCUCACGCCCUGUCGGACAACGUUUACUGCCAAACAUAUUCAUCGAGAGCGAGCUGGGUCAGGCCGACAAACACGUCCUCAAGAAUGUUACGCGAGUCGAGCGCUUUAUCCAGGAUGUGAUACGCAAGACCGUAGAGGAAGAAUUGGUCUUCCCGAACUACCAUACCGUUGUACUGGGGUAG
Molecule: messenger RNA, 1092 nt
Organism: Peniophora sp. CBMAI 1063
Lineage: Eukaryota; Fungi; Basidiomycota; Agaricomycetes; Russulales; Peniophoraceae
Source: the annotation of a GenBank genome assembly